UUAAUUAGUUUUCUCAAAAGAAAUCAAAUACUAAAAUUUCUCCCUCUUAAAAAUCUUUCCUCUCUCCUUUCACUCCUCCUUUGUCUCAGCUGCAAACAAUGAGCCACAACAGCGGCGCCUCCUCUUCCUCAUCCUCAUCCUCUAGGUUUCUGAAUCAGAUCCCCAACAAUGUCCGCAAAACUAUCCAGCACAUUAAAGAGAUCACCAGUAAUCACAGCGAAGAAGACAUCUAUGCAAUGCUUAAAGAGUGUUCCAUGGAUCCUAAUGAAACCACUCAGAGACUUCUUCAUCUUGAUACAUUUCAUGAGGUGAAAAGGAAGCGAGAGAAGAGAAAGGAGAGUUUGAACAGCAGAUUACGUGAAGAGCCUAAGUGGAAGCCUGGUCAUCAAGGGCGAGGGACUAGGAGUGCUCGAGGGAACCCAUUUUCUCAACAUCAACAACCUACUCAUGAUACUGGGCGUCGGAGGACUGCAACUCUUUGUAAGGAAAAUGGAGUUGAAGAGACCGGGGAGAAAGGUUUCAGGCACUCUCCCGUGCUUGUUUCCAAAGAAAUAAAAUCUGUUCAACCGCGUAAUCUAGAGAAGUUGUCAUCCAUCAUUACAAAUGGGCCACUAGGUCUUCCCAGUGUUAGUCUGAGUGGCGGUGAUGGGUUUAUUUCAUCAAAAAUGGGUUAUUCCUACAUAACAAAGGAAAAUGUUGGGGCUACUGCAGACAUUGUGUCAAUAGAGCCGACGACAAUUGCUGAAAAUGCAUCCUCUGCUUCUAAUCCUCUGCUGGUACUCCCUUGUGAUUCUCGGGCUUCUAAAGCUGGUACUAUCAAAGAAGAAGUGUGUGAUCAGCAUAUGUCUUCAGUAAUGACUUCUCCUCAACCUGCUGAUGAAGGGCUUGAUGUCACUGAAUUUGUUAGUGAUGGUGAUCUAAACCAGGACGAACAUGACUUCGACAGUUCUCAGGUAUCUUCAUCAACAAGCGAGAAGCAGCCAUAUGAACUAGUAGAAGUGGCACAUCUGAAGGUAUCAGGUGAAUGCGUUGUUGCUGAAAAUAGUCAAGGUGUGAAGGAUGCAACCACAAAGCUACAUAAUUUGAAAUUCUCUGAUGGUCAACAUGUCAUCAUACCACAGCAUAUCCAAGUUCCUGAUUCAGUGAAAAAUGUAUUGACUUUUGGAAGCCUUGAUGCAAGAUUUGAGAUUAAGGAAAACUCUGUGAACAAUGAAAGCAAUGAGAUCUCUGACACUGCUGCUGAUUCAGUUCAGGCAGAAACUGUCAGCAAAUUUUCUACUUGUGAUCAAGAUGAUGUAUCUACUACAUCACAAGCAAACAAUGCAGAUAACUCACUGUUGCCAUUGCCUUUACCUGUUACGUAUUCACCCAUGGAUACAAAUUCUUCGUCUAUUAUGGUUUUAAACGAUGAUCAGCCGAAACAAGAUAAUUUAACUGCUGUAGGCCCUCCAUUUCCCGUUGUUCAAACAACUCCAAGCUUCAACUUUGGAUACAUGCCUCCCAUGUUGGCGAAUGUGCUUUCGCGACCUGAAGGAUUUGAGUCGCAAGCUCAUGUUUUGAACUCUCUGGUUGGGAGUUCUAUGACUACCGCAGCAACCAGCCCUCCUCUGACACAGUCUACUGGUGCAGGACCAAGUUCUGUUACAGUAUCUCCUCAGCCCAUUCCUCUCUUUCGUCAACCUUACCCUCCUAACUAUAUGCCAUAUAAUCCUUACUUCUCUCCAUUUUAUGUACCUCCUACAAUGCACCAAUAUUUUGGUCAUGCUACAUUUCCCCCACCUCUUCCAACUGGUGGUAUGUAUAUACCUUCACCUCUUGCUGCAUCAGGAAUAAAAAUUUCUCCGCCAUCUUUCAAGCCAGGAACCAAUACCGGAAACCAAACAACUGUAGGAGUGCCACCUGGUUAUGGGGCUUACAACAUUUCUCAGGCUGGCUUCAAUCAGAAUGCUUCUCUGGCUUAUGGAAGUUCUAGUAACGCUGAAGAUAUUGGGACACCUGCUUUGAUGGAAAAUAAAAUAUACCCAGGACAGCAGUUAGGUUUAAAGAAGCAAAAGCUCGAUUGGUUACAUUGUGGUUGCCAUUGUUUUAUGAACAGAGUGAAAGUUCAGCGGUUUGGCUUCCUACAGCAUCAGGACGAGACACAGCGAGCUUCCAGCAGAGCUCUUUCUUAAAUCUUCCUCCAUCCGGACAACACGUUUUGACUCCUCAGUCUGGGCAUGGUGGCUUUGCUAUCUAUCACGCUCCGCAACCAAUGGGAGGUCCCGCACCAGGUCUUCCACUGUUGCAGCAGUCUCAGCCUCCGGCAGGGCCUGUGGAAUCAAUAGGGCCACCAUCAAAUUCCUACCAACAGCCACAACAUCAGCAGCAGAUCAAUAGGGACAUGUAGUUCAAAUGCAAGAGUUCUAAAAACUUCACAGCAAUACUCGGUACAUGACUAGAAUGAAAAUUUUGAAGAGAGUAUACAUUGGCCUGUUCCUAGUGUAAAUAUGAAACCAUGUGGCCAUGAAUUUGAAAACAGACUAUUAGAAAGUAAAGAUAGGUGGGAGUAGAUUUACUGCGGAUCGAUCCCCUUGGAUAUGCAACAUUCUCGGAGUAGGUUGGUUUCCGGAUCGGGAAAAUUUUUCUUCAUUUUUGGGUUGAAGGAAGCCUAAUAGGAAGUUGAAGUAUGAACUUGUGAAAUCAUUUUUUGGUUAUUUGAAAAACUAAUGCCCUUAUGUAUAUUACAUUGUGGCGAAUCUGAAACUGAAACAAGGUGGGUUAUAGAGUUUGUAAUUGGUAGAAAGAAAUCAGUCUUAACAUGUCAUAUUAUUUACCAUUGAUUCUCCUGCCUUUUGAUUC
This is a messenger RNA of Amaranthus tricolor (Joseph's coat), 2838 nucleotides long. RefSeq names its product GBF-interacting protein 1-like. The transcript is spliced from 9 exons. The record is from RefSeq and is a predicted model, not a curated record. NCBI's taxonomy places the organism in Eukaryota, Viridiplantae, Streptophyta, Magnoliopsida, Caryophyllales, Amaranthaceae. Bases 99 to 2171 code for a protein of 690 amino acids.